UAUUAAUGGCUCUGUUCAAAAUUAUCAUCUCUAUUAAUAUAAAUGAUGAGGGAAAUAUGCGGAAAUGUGAGCUGGCUGAUUAAUCAUCAAAUCACUAUAGCACACCCCAACCCUGAUUCUCAUACAUGAGUUGUUUAAUUAUCAUGCCUCAGUUAUUGUGUUUUAUCAUAAUCUCAAGAGUUGGCCCACCAUGAACUAAUAUACAAAAUACUUCAACACAAAAGUGCAAUAAGCUUUGCUAGUGUAUAUUCUAAGAAAAUUGUGGAUAGUAUGAUACUUUAAAACUGUCCUAAAGUCUGUAUUGCUAUUAGGCAGCAUAAGAUCAGAUGGAUAGUUGGCACUGGAAUGCUUUUGGACAGUGGUUCAAAGCCUACUUAGUUGGUGGAUGUGUAAGGGAUUUAAUACUUAACAGAAUACCAAAAGAUUUUGAUGUGAUUACAACAGCACGGCUUAAUGAGAUAAAGAAGCAGUUUUAUCGUGCUGAAAUUGUUGGCCGGCGAUUUCCUAUAUGCAGGGUGCAUAUAAGAGGUUCCGUAGUUGAGGUAUCCAGUUUUGACACUGUGGCAAAUAAAGGUGAUGAAACUAAAAGAAAGAAUUCUUUUGUUCCUAGAAUGCCAAAGGGAUGUAAUGAGAGUGAUGUCAUUCGCUGGAGGAAUUCCUUGCACAGAGACUUCACUAUAAACAGCUUGUUUUAUGAUCCCUUUGUCUAUCAAAUCUAUGAUUAUGCAAAUGCUAUGGCAGAUAUAAAGUCCCAGAAGCUACGAACAUUAAUACCUGCUCAGCUGUCAUUUGAAGAGGAUUGUGCAAGAAUAUUGCGGGGCUUGAGACUUGCAGCUCGUCUUAAAUUUUCGUUUUCAAUGGAAACUGAGACUGCUAUAUGGAAACUGUCACCGUCCGUCAUGAGUCUAGACAAGUCCAGAUUAAUGAUGGAAGUCAAUUACAUGCUUUCCUAUGGGGCUGCUGUGCCCUCUCUUUGCUUGCUUCAGAAGUAUAACUUACUUGAGGUUCUGCUACCGUUUCAUGCAGCAUACCUUACUCAACAGGCCGACAAACAAUCCAGUGAUACUUCUAUGCUGAUGAAACUAUUUUCCAGUUUAGAUCAAUUGGUAUCUUGUGAGAGACCUGCUCGUGAGAGCUUGUGGGUUGCACUUCUGGCAUUUCAUCUAACAUUAGUCAAUAACCCCCAGCCCAAGCUCGUGGUCUUGACUUUAGCCUCUGUGAUGUAUCAUAGAAAUUGGAAACAAGGUGUUGAGUUUGCAAGACAACAUGUUAAAGCAGCAAGUUUAUAUGUACCUGAAAUUUCAGAUUCUGAUGGCUCCAUGUCAGAAGAUGAACUUGCUAAAAGAGUUGAGAAUAUGGCAGUACAAGUGAAUAUGUUGACUGAUGCAGACAACCUCCGGGAAGUGACAUCCAAGUUCUCAGGUUCUUCACACUCUGGUUUGGUCUUUGUAUCCAAUAAAAUGGUAAAGAAGAUUGUUGUUGAGGAGGUUUUUGGUAUCUUGACAAAUGAUGUUACAUCUCUGAAUGAAAAAAGUUGUAGCUUAAAGAUACAGAAUCCAUCACCUCAAAAAGGAACCGCCCACAAAAAAGGAAAUGGAAUCGCCCAUGAGACAAGGUUUCUCCUAAGCAAAAUAAUCUUGGAUACUUUGGGUUUAGGGGGGGUCAUCUUGGAAGAAGGUGAGAGCAAAAAGAGGAACAGUGAGUACGAUGAAAUUGAUGGCCUGCAGGAGGUGAAGGAAAAUUCCCAUUCACAAAUGGAGAUGAAGCAAGAAGACUAUAACCUGUGUAACAUCUCACCGAUGGGAGGUGAAUUCGAACCAGCUAGAGCAAAGAAGCGGAAGUCUACUCACACUAGCAGCAGUCUUUCAGAGGAAGGAGCAGUGACUAAGCAUAAGAAAUCUGCAGAUGAGCAGACUGCUUUCGACCAUUCAAAGUGUUUGCAAAAGGUGCACGAAAGUGCUACUAAGCAUAAGAAAUCUGUAGAUGAGUCUGAAUUUACACAGCGAGAAAGCAGUGAGGAAUUGGUAAAAAGAAAGCUGAAUUCGCACCCCAAAAGUUUGGGAGCCGAUGAUAUGGUUGAACAUAAGAAGAGCAAGAAGACCCUCUUCGAUCUUUUCAAGUGAGUUUAACUUUAGUUAUGAUAAGCUCAUUUUUGCCUCAUAGGUCAUUUGCAAUUAUUUGCAGUGUAGGCACAUUUCAAUGUUGGUUUUUGACAUAUUUGAAGAAUGAGGAUUGAACUUGAAAUUUCUUUUUAGUU
Messenger RNA from Ipomoea nil (Japanese morning glory), 2257 nucleotides. RefSeq names its product CCA-adding enzyme. Gene Ontology annotation, biological process: RNA processing. The record is from RefSeq and is a predicted model, not a curated record. Lineage: Eukaryota; Viridiplantae; Streptophyta; Magnoliopsida; Solanales; Convolvulaceae. The transcript is spliced from 12 exons. Gene Ontology annotation, molecular function: RNA binding; nucleotidyltransferase activity. The coding region runs from base 327 to 2123 and encodes 598 amino acids.